Messenger RNA from Callorhinus ursinus (northern fur seal), 5739 nucleotides. It is a transcript of the gene LPP, whose product is annotated as LIM domain containing preferred translocation partner in lipoma. The record is from RefSeq and is a predicted model, not a curated record. Lineage: Eukaryota; Metazoa; Chordata; Mammalia; Carnivora; Otariidae. Gene Ontology annotation, biological process: cell-cell adhesion. Gene Ontology annotation, cellular component: focal adhesion; stress fiber.
GAGGAAGGAGGGGGAAAGGCACCAACCAGCAGCCGCUCCAGCCCUGCCGAAGUUUCACUUUUUGUCUGUGGGUCCGCUCCCGGGCCCCGCGCGAGCUUUCCCGGGAUAAGUAGCGUUAGCGAGCAGGGGAGAGCCGGGCGCUGCAAGGUGGAGACGUUGAGGUGCAGAAAUACAACUGAAGACAGAACCCAGUCACCUGGUUCUCAUUUGAGGCCUUCUCUCAUUGGUCUCCUGAGCACUCAUCAGAGGGAAGCUAUUUUUCAACUGAGAACCCCUGCAUGUGACAGCUCCCCAGUCGGGGACAAUGCCUAUAAAAUUCCUGACCUUGAGCAGCAGGGAGUGUAUGCUUCCAGCAGUCAGACACCAGCAUUGCAAUUUGCUGAACCUUGUGUCCACUGACCAUUCCAAGAGCUAGCUAUCUGAGGGUUUUUUUAAAGCUAAUAUUCACCAUACACAUCACAUAAGAACAUGUCUUGGGCAGACAAGAUUCCAACAAUGUCUCACCCAUCUUGGCUGCCACCCAAAAGCACUGGUGAGCCCCUUGGCCAUGUGCCUGCGCGGAUGGAGACCACCCAUUCCUUUGGGACCCCCAGCAUUUCAGUGUCCACACAACAACCACCCAAGAAGUUUGCACCAGUAGUUGCUCCAAAGCCCAAGUACAACCCAUACAAGCAGCCUGGCGGUGAAGGUGACUUUUUUCCACCCCCGCCUCCGCCUCUAGAUGAUCCUGGUGCUCUUCCAUCCAGCCCUGGAAACUUCCCUCCUCCACCACCCCUUGAUGAAGGUGCUUUCAGGGCACAGGGAAAUCCUGGAGGCAAGACCCUUGAGGAGAGACGUUCUAGCCUGGAUGCCGAGAUAGACUCGCUGACCAGUAUCUUGGCCGACCUUGAGUGCAGCUCUCCCUACAAGCCUCGACCCCCACAGGGCUCUGCUAGUUCGACAGCCUCUCCUCCAGCCUCCACCCCUGUCACAGGACACAAAAGAAUGGUUAUACCAAACCAACCCCCUCUAACAGCAACCAAAAAGUCUACAUUGAAACAACAGCCUGCACCCCAGGCUGGACCCAUCCCCGUGGCACCAAUCGGAACACUAAAACCCCAGCCUCCACCGGUCCCUGCCUCCUAUACGACAGCGUCCACCCCUUCCAGGCCUACCUUCAAUGUGCAAGUCAAGUCAGCCCAGCCCAGCUCUCUUUACAUGGCUUCUCCUUCAUCGGGACAAUUUUAUGGCCCAGGCCCGGGACCCCAGGGCUAUAACGCUCCACCAGGUUCUAUCUCUGGGCAGUGCCCACCUCCUUCAACACGGGGGGGCAUGGAUUAUGCAUAUAUUCCACCGCCAGGACUUCAGCCUGAGUCUGGGUAUGGGUACACCCCCAACCAAGGACGUUACUAUGAAGCCUAUUGCCCCACAGGGCCUGGCUAUGGGGGCAAAAAUGACUCUGAUCCGGCUUAUGGUCAACAAGGUCACCCAAAUACCUGGAAGCGGGAACAAGGGUAUACUCCUUCUGGAACAGGAAACCAGAACCCGGCUGGGAUGUAUCCAGUUGCUGGUCCCAAGAAGACCUAUAUCACAGAUCCUGUUUCAGCACCGUGCGCACCACCACUGCAACAAAAGGGUGGACAAACAGGUUCCAUGGGGCCUCCAGCUGUCCCCAGCUCAUUCCGCCCUGAAGAUGAGCUCGAACACCUGACCAAGAAGAUGCUGUAUGAUAUGGAAAAUCCACCUGCUGAUGAAUACUUUGGCCGCUGUGCUCGCUGUGGGGAGAAUGUCGUUGGGGAAGGGACAGGAUGCACUGCCAUGGAUCAGGUCUUCCACGUGGACUGUUUUACCUGCAUCAUCUGCAACAACAAGCUCCGGGGACAGCCCUUCUAUGCAGUAGAGAAGAAAGCUUACUGUGAGCCCUGCUACAUUAAUACCCUGGAGCAGUGCAGUGUGUGCUCCAAGCCCAUCAUGGAGCGGAUUCUGCGAGCCACCGGGAAGGCCUAUCAUCCUCACUGCUUUACCUGUGUGAUGUGCCACCGCAGCCUUGAUGGGAUCCCAUUCACCGUGGACGCUGGUGGUCUCAUUCACUGCAUUGAGGACUUCCACAAGAAAUUUGCCCCUCGAUGUUCUGUGUGCAAGGAGCCUAUCAUGCCGGCCCCAGGCCAGGAGGAGACUGUCCGGAUUGUGGCUCUGGAUCGUGAUUUCCAUGUUCAUUGCUACCGCUGUGAGGAUUGUGGUGGUCUCCUGUCUGAAGGAGAUAACCAAGGCUGCUACCCUCUGGACGGACACAUCCUCUGCAAGACCUGCAACUCUGCCCGCAUCAGGGUGCUCACCGCCAAGGCCAGCACCGACCUUUAAAUUCAGUCGCCUGCUUAGCUGGUUAGUGGGUGGUGCUGAGAAGAGGAAACACAAGAAAAAGAUAAGAAAAGAAAUGGGAAAAUGCAGGAAAGGCAGUCAAGCCGUGGGAUGGUCUCUGUUCUUCAUCUAAUAUUAACCUUUCUUUAGAAGCACAUAGAUGAUGAGAUUUUUUUUUUUUUUUAAGUUUUCACCAAAUACACAUUUCACAUUUAAUCAUGUAGGACCUUGAUGGGCCUUUGUUCCCAAGGACUUCCACAUUUUUGCACGGAUUAUACUCCAUCCCAUUCACUUCUGCAUUCCUGUAACUUUUAAUCCCUAUGUUUGUCUCACUUUUCAUCUGGUUGAAUGGCUUUUUUUAGUGUGGUAUUUGCUGUCACACAGUUUUUCCUGGGUGAGUCGGCCAACUCACAGGUGCUUUUAGGCUUGAAGGGUCUAUUCUAUCAGUUCCACGUGGCCUGUGAUCAGAAAGGAUAGCCAUUCUUUUUCUGUGUAUUGAAAAGUACAUCUUUCUGUUGCUCUAAACCGGUCAUGCCCCUUGGGGGUAAAAAAAAAGUGUACCAUGUAUACGUUAGGCUACAAAGAAUUUAAGCUAUAAAUUACAUAGGUUAAAACAAGCCCAAAUUUAAUUUGCAACCAAAUUUGAUUGGAAAUUCAAAAUCUCUAGUGACCAGUGGUCAGGGCUCAUUUGAAAAUAGUAAUUGGUGAGAGAGAUCCAAAGUUUGCUUUUUUUUUUCCUGAAGGAAUUACAGGUGGGAUAUGCUGGGAAAAAAGCAUUUUGGGGGUAUUUUGAAAAGCCUAUUAUUAUCCCACAAUAUCAUCUUAAGAUUUCCCUUUUCCAUGCCACCUAGACAUCAUAAUUCAGACAAACUUUGUUUUCUCUGGAACAUAGCAUUUCCAAUACUGUCCCACUUUUCAUCUCAGAAAUAUUGCCCUGGUUGUAUUUUGUUUUGUUUUGUUUUGUUUUUUUUAAUAAUAUCCAAACACAACUACCAAAGUUGAGUUUUCUCCAGAGCAGACAGUUGUAAAGAACUAUUCCUAGUCUUCCUUUUUUUUUUUUUUUUUUUUUGCCCCCCAGGCCCGAGUCCUUUUUGCCUGACAACUGCAAAUCAGAGCACAGAAAAUAAAACUGUAGAGUUUUGUUUAAUUUACUUUAAAAAGACAGGAAAGCUUGAAAAAAUUGUGAAACCACAGUUUCAUCACUCCCAUAAUCCCUCCGCAACUCAAAUUGCAUAUCACGGGAGAUGUUUUCUUAUCAUCGAUGUGACAUUUAUACCACACUUUCAAAGACAAUCGCUGAAAAAAAAAUUGCCUUUCUGAGCUAAAAAUAUGGAGAGUCUCUGCCUGGAAUCUUUAUUCAAACUCUUACUGGGCAUUGAAAUGCUUGCUUGCCAACUAUAGAACCAUUCUAUUGGGUUCUAACUUGUUUCUUUUAAAGAGACGCCCCUCUUCGUCACGGCAGGUUGCCAUUUUGUAAACUAAUCAAGUAUUUUGGAUUGAGAUUUCUUAAACAUUUCUUCAAAUCUUCCACAAGUAUAUACUUUUAAAUUAUGAAGUAUUUUAAGUAUACACAAAAUAUAAAUAAUAAUAUAAUGAAUCCCUGUAUACAUAACACCCAGUUUAAGAAAUCAAAUAUAACAAAUAUAGUUACAUUCCCUUGCAUACCCUUCCCUGGGUCCACAAAUACCUUUUUCAUGAUCAUAAAGAUGUAACGUCGAUUUUUAGUCUUUUAUUUUAAUUUUUAAUUUUAGCACUCAGAAAUGAAAAAUUAUUUGUGCGUGUUUUGAAUUACGCCCCAUGCCUCAGGAAUUCCAAUUACAUUUAUUUUACUUUAGUAGGAAUGAUUGUAAAAAUGGUUCAGUUUUCUUUUUUUUAUUUCAGUAAGAAAUUCUUAAGCCUAUGGUCAUUAGCUCAUCUAAGUUAAUUUGUGGCUCUUUUGCCUUGGUCACCCAAAGUGACCGCCGAAGUUGCAACUUUUCAAAGUUUUCUUGGAAAACUUUGUCUUUCCUUACUUUGCUACUCUUACCAUUGGUCCUAUAUUUUUCUUAAUGUGAAAUACAAUGGGAUUCAUUUUGGGCAGCAUGUGAAUUUUAGGAUACAAUAGUGACUGUAUCUCUGAAUUUCUGUCCUCCACAUUCAAGAUCAGACAUGCUGAUGACCUCAAAGAGCACUGACUAUUAGACAUUUGGAGAGAGAAUGUAAUUUGCUUGAAUGGCUUCAGCAAUUUGUUUUCUAUGAAGUACUUGGAGGAAAUUGUGUUUAGGCCAAAAGCCCAAUUUAUUGAGAGAUGGAUUUUAUCUCUUGAAGUACAGUCAUAUUAUUAUGAAUUUUGCCAAAAGAGGAAAAUGUAUGAAAUAUUUAUACUAUAAAAAUGCAAUAACAUUCUACUUGUUUGUUACAUUUAAGUCCUUGUGUAACUAAAAUGUUUACAAGCCAAAACAUUUUAAAGAGAGAGAGAGUUAUAAGAAAAUGCUGUCACAGACCCAUCAGUGUGGCUUUGCCAGAAUACUGCUUGCUUUCAAUCUUUAUAGUACAUUUUUAUCACAUAACCUCAGAGUAUCUUUACCAAAGAGUUUUAAAGUAAAUCUCUUUUUAAUAUAGACCUAUUAUACUUUUAUAAUAAUGAAUGUGCACACACACAUAUGCAGAAAUAUUUAGAUUUAGAUUUCUUUUCUUUCACAAGGUAUAAUAAGGAAAGGAUCCUACAUAUUUUAUUCCAGGAUUUCUUAAGUAUAUGAUUUAUAUUGCCUUCUUGUCUUUUCUAUUAAUCAUUUGGUUUAAACAAUGCCAAAUCACUCUUUACUGUUUUAGUUACAUGAAAUUUUGCCUAUAACAGAGACAGAAAGAUCAUAUAACCUUAACAAUUAUAAUUCUUUUGUCUUUUGGUAUAUUGCCUUGAUAUUUAAAUUCAAAAAUAAUAGAAAAAUCAGAAUUUAUAAGAGGAAGUUUGUUAAAAAAUUGUCAAGAACACAAAUAUUUGGUAAUUAUGUGUUGAUGAGAGAUGUGGAAAAGGAAAAAAAACCCACUAUGUCAUGGGCUCUGCACACCAUUUCAAAAUCCAAUUUCUUCACUGUCUGGAUCCCAGCUCACACUGACUCAACGUGGAAUCUUGUUUGCAAGCAAAAUUGCAUUUAAAACUCAAAACUAAGUCAUGUGUCCCAACAUGGGACAUCAAGGCUUUGAGAUGCUGGACAUCUCUGCAGCUCAAAAAUGUGGGUUCUUUUUCCUGUCGUUGACAUUAUUUUUGUAGGGGCAACUUCUCUGAUCAAAAUUACUUCAUUGGCUGUAUGCUGACUAACGCAGCCGAGUUAUUAACACUAUCAUUGUUUCCUCACCACGCAAGAUUCUGCGAAGGUGCUUAUGGUGAUGUUUAAAGUAUAUAAAACUCUAACUACAUUUAAA